AGGGGAGGCGGUUGUAGGGCUCGUGCUCGUACCGGAUCCUGGGCUGCCUGGGGGGCGCGGAGACUCAGGGGGAGGAGACGGCGGCGGCAUGGCGGCCGGGUGUAAGACUCCCAACUCUCCUCUUCCCCGCUGUCGCCGUCGCCGCCACUGGGGUCGCUGGGACCCUCUAGUCUGCGUCUGUUAGUUGUAAGCUCGCCGCCCGUUUGUCAACCCACUGCUCCACCGGCCCUCUUUCCUUUCGCCGCCUCUACCAGCCCGAGGGUCGAGCCGGCGGGAUAACACCCUCCCACCCCACCCACCGCAGGCCGGGACCAUGGAGGACGUGAAGCUGGAGUUCCCUUCCCUUCCACAGUGCAAAGAAGACGCUGAGGAAUGGACCUACCCUAUGAGACGAGAGAUGCAGGAAAUUUUACCUGGAUUGUUCUUAGGCCCAUAUUCUUCUGCUAUGAAAAGCAAGCUACCUAUACUACAGAAACAUGGAAUAACCCAUAUAAUAUGCAUACGACAAAAUAUUGAAGCAAACUUUAUUAAACCAAACUUUCAACAAUUAUUUAGAUAUUUAGUCUUGGAUAUUGCAGAUAAUCCAGUUGAAAAUAUAAUACGUUUUUUCCCAAUGAGUAAAGAAUUUAUUGAUGAGAGCUUACAAACUGGAGGAAAAGUUCUUGUGCAUGGAAAUGCAGGGAUCUCCAGAAGUGCUGCGUUUGUUAUUGCAUACAUUAUGGAAACGUUUGGAAUGAAGUACAGAGAGGCAUUUGCUUAUGUUCAAGAAAGAAGAUUUUGUAUUAAUCCUAAUAUCGGAUUUGUCCAUCAACUUCAGGAAUAUGAAGCCAUCUACCUAGCAAAAUUAACAAUACAGAUGAUGUCACCACUCCAGAUAGAAAGGUCUUUAUCUGUUCAUUCUGGAACCACGGGCAGUUUGAAGAGAACACAUGAAGAAGAUGAUGAUUUUGGAAAUAUGCAAGUGGCGACUGCACAAAAUGGCUGACUGAAGAGCAAAAUUAUAGAGUGUGAAUUUCUAUUUGGGAAGGAGAAAAUACUAGAGACAAUAAUGAUGUAAAAUGGUAAAAACAAGUAGUUUCUUUUCAAUUAUAUGUUGCUUCCAGACAUGUUUCUCUGCAACUUGUUAAGCAACAUUUUAAGAUGCUGGACUUCUGCAACAGAUGGCACUGAUGGUUAUACUCCUUUUUCUGUUUUAAAAAAACACUUUACAAGUUUUAUUAUAAACCAAGAAUUUUGGACUUGCAAAGAGGUAUUAUUGCAAUAAUGCACUUUUCAUACUUGAAAUUUAUUUGUAUGAUAUAAAGUUAUUACUUUAAACAAAAUGCAAGUUAGAGGGGAUUUGUUUAUAAAGUUUGGGUAAUUUAUAACAAGAAUUUCCUAAGGUUUGCUAAAAAUUCAUUUUUUGUUCUAUAACAUUUUAAAAAUAAUUUUACAGUUCAGUUUUAUGAUGGAGCCUCUUACAGAAACAUUAACAAAAUGCAGGAAUCUGCCACAUUUCUUUUUUAGUGUAAGUCAAUAGCUUAAUUUUGUUUUUUAAACUUCUUGACCCCUUAAUGAUCUUUAAAUCAUGACACUACCCAACUGUCUCUACUUUAACAUGGUCUAAUUACUGCUUCCUGUUACCUUCCUAAUUUGUUUAUCCUAUAGAAAAAAAACACCAAGUUUUAAUGAUAAAAGGAAUGUGUUUAGCUUUUAAAACAAGAAUAGUGUUAGAUUUUCAAGUGACUUUCCUUUUUGUUUUUUGUGGUUUUUUUUUUUGUGGUAACAGCCAAAUGUCAUAUUUGUUCUUUUCAGUGUUGACCAGCUCUUUUUCUUGUGUCCAAAAUGGUUCUAAAUACAAUAUAAUAAACCAAUGUAGCACUAAUUUUUUUCUAAAUGAAGCCCAAAAAAGAAAAGUGCCUUGCAUCAUUAAAAAUAAUAAUCAAAUCCUCAUGAUCUCUAAAUUACUAUAUAGAACAGUGAAAAGAUCUUAAUAUUUUUCUGUAAUUUCUUGUUAAACCGUAAACUAGUUAACUGAAAGUAUGAGGCUUGAAGAGACUUUAGUAAAUUAUUUGGAAUAUGGAACACAUUUACUCCAUUUUUUGUUGUCUUCAUGAUUCUGUGAGAUUGUUCCAGCUCAGACAGAAGCUUUUCUUUGAACAUGCAUUUAUUGGGGAAAGUGAUUGUGGGAGACUCUAGUGUACUUUCAAUUAGCAUUUUAAUCAGUUCUUUACAGUCAGUUAAUCCAAACUUCCCCCAUAAUUUUCUUUAGCGAAGUCACUUUAUGGAUCUUUGGUUCUCCAUGUUUUUAUUUAUAUGUAUAAAAAUUGUUCUAAGAGAAACAUUUUUGCUAUUUUAAGUAAGAUGUGAGGGAAGAGAAGAGUGUUUUUAACUUUUUAUAGUUGAUGACUUUAGGGUAGCACAAACAAAACUCCUUUGUAUCUCACUUUUCUCAGUCCUCUCUUGAGGUGCUUUACUGAUGGGAAUGAUUUCUAUGCAUUCCUGUGGUCACCAAGAGGCACUAUGCAAAGUAACCUAUUACACCAAGUUACUUGCUUUGCAUUCCUCCCUAUGAUGUAAUAAUAUAGUAAAAGCUUUUUUAUCCAACAUAUGGGAGAGUGAAAAUUAAAAUUGCUGUUAAUUAAGAGUUAAUUACUGUUGACCCAGGUGGUAUUCCUCUUCUGAUUUCCCUUCCCUUCUCUUAGCACCCAGAAAAUAUAUUGUUAAUCCCAUUGUGGUCCGGUAUUCUGUUGUGUGAUUAGGUCAUUUGGUGUACAGUGGUCUAGUGGAGUCAAGAUUUGUACUGAGUGUUCAAAAAUUCCAGUUGGUAAAGUUACCAGAUAACACAGCUUUCCUGUAUAUAGAUCACUAUUGGAUAGGUCAGCAAAGAUCUCUUAUAAUCUAAUAAUCUGUGAUGCUUCAUUCAGCAUAAACUCAGCUUAAAAGAAUUGUCCUAAUAGUGAAUUUAGGUUUUAAAAAUGAGGCAGUUAAGAUUUUUUUGGAUACGUUUCAUAAACAUAUCUUCUAGUAUGGUCAAAAAUACAUAUUUGGUUAUGAGUAUUAUUUUAUAGCUGGUAAUUUUCCACCUUUUCUAACCACUAUAAUAUUUAUGUUGUCACAAAAGUGCCUGCCCAGCACUGUAUAUUAAAGAUAGUCUCUCACAAACACUAGAAAAAGGGACUGUCAUCAUCUAGAAUACAAUAUUAAUGUGGACAAAACAUGAGGUUUAUUCUUUCUUUCAUGUAAGAACAUUGCAGAUUUGUUUUUUCUUGAAUCUGUGUUCAACUAGUUGUUCUGAUAGCCUUUCCAUUUCUGUGAUUCCUUUAUAUCCAUUGAUGUUUUGUGAUAGAUAACCAUGAUAAAUUUACGUAAUCAUGAUUUAGUUUCUAGAGUAUUUGAAUAAUGUGUGAGUGACCACCCAGUUUUAACAUUAAAUAUGUAAUCUGGGCACAGAAGUUAAAGUGGAAUUAUAUCAAAACAUAGGGAAACUGCAUUACUGUCCCUUUUGAAAGUAUGAAACUUAAAUAUUGAAAAUACUUAAACUGGAAUGGCAGUGUUCUUACCUUCUUAUUUGAGUUCAUUGGUUCGUGUUAAUUAUCGAUUAGAUGUUUAAACAGCAGUUACCUUUGUUUUUUUGUAUCUGCCCUAUGUUGGAAAUGUUAAACAGUGAUAGCUUUUGCUCCCACCUCUCAACCACUUAACUUUUAGAGCAGAAUAUUCAUUUUGGGAGGAUUUUGUGCUUCAUCUGAGUUUAGAAGUAAUGUCAGAAAAAUGUUAAGCAUGUCCUUUUUAAGAAAAUAUAAGGUUUCUAAUUGUCUUAUUACCAUGGUAAUUCAAGUGAAUUAGAAGUAUUUAACUGAACUCUUGAAUUAUAAAGUUGAGAUGUAUAUAUCAGGAUCUCAACUUGAUGUAAAGUAAAUGAGCAGUUACCUGGCGGAUUUUUUUUUUUUAAAUAACUGGUUUAAUCCAUAAUCCCAUAACAAACAUAGCUUCACUUCAGUAUUUACUUUUUUGUCCAUCCAACAAUGGUCCAAUAAGGAAAUGAUAGGAAAUAGCUGAGAAUUACUAAAAGAUUUUUGUUUCUAGGGUCUUUGAAUGCUGGAUGUUUUGUUUUGUUUUGUUUUGUUUCCCAUCUGUGGCAGCUAAAAAAAAAAAAUCACUCAAUAUUCAGGUUUACAUGUUAGCUCUCUCUCAUAGGGAGUUGCCAUACCUCACAGUUCAAAGUGUAUUCUAUAGAUCAGUAACAUUGUACUGACAUGUAAUUGCAAUUUACUAUGCAGCAAAAAUGAUUCAAGAUGAAAAAUAUAGUGUCUAUUUACCUUUGUAUAGGCAAUUGCUUAAGUUACUCUGCUUUUAACAUUUGUACUUGGAUAAAAUGCUUAUGUAUGUAUAGGAAUGUCACAGUGCAAGAUGCUGCUAGCCCAGGCACAAAGUAUUAAAAUUAUUUUGUGAAGAUUGGUGGUUGUAUUAAAACUGUUGUGCCAUUAUACCUCAAAAAGAUUGAAAAGCUCUUUCAUACUG
Molecule: messenger RNA, 4500 nt
Organism: Lemur catta (Ring-tailed lemur)
Lineage: Eukaryota; Metazoa; Chordata; Mammalia; Primates; Lemuridae
Gene: STYX
Product: serine/threonine/tyrosine interacting protein
Exons: 11
Coding region: 314-985 (223 amino acids)
Biological process (GO): negative regulation of protein binding; regulation of ERK1 and ERK2 cascade; negative regulation of SCF-dependent proteasomal ubiquitin-dependent catabolic process
Cellular component (GO): nucleoplasm; cytoplasm
Molecular function (GO): protein tyrosine/serine/threonine phosphatase activity; F-box domain binding
Source: RefSeq, a predicted model, not a curated record